Molecule: messenger RNA, 1896 nt
Organism: Lotus japonicus
Lineage: Eukaryota; Viridiplantae; Streptophyta; Magnoliopsida; Fabales; Fabaceae
Product: pentatricopeptide repeat-containing protein At3g59040
Exons: 7
Coding region: 81-1784 (567 amino acids)
Molecular function (GO): protein binding
Source: RefSeq, a predicted model, not a curated record
UCUUCUUCUUCUUCAUCAUCUUCUUCUUCUGCAGUGUGAAUUUGCAAACCCUGCUUCAUUUCUUCUUCUUCUGGUUUGCCAUGUGCAGUCUCAUUUCCAAGACACACUGCCAUUUUGGACAGCUUUCGUUGCCACCACUGCACAAAGGGAAAUUGGAAUAUGGAAUUGUGACGGUGAAGAUGCGAAGGAGGAGAUUGGAGGUGGUGUGUAAGGGUAUGUUGACACCCAGGAAGUUCAUGCAGAGGAGGAGGAAAAACACUGUAUUCAAGGAUGCUGCAGAUGAAGCUGAGAAGAAGAAUUGGUGGAAACUCAUGGAACAAAUUGACCAAGCAGGUUCUGCUGUUUCAGUUCUCUCUGAUGAGAAGUUGAAAAACCAGACUAUUCCUAAAGACCUUGUUAUUGGUACCUUGGUUAGAUUUAAACAGCUCAAAAAGUGGAACCUUGUCAUUGAGAUUCUGGAAUGGCUUCGGAAUCAAAGCUGGUGGGAUUUUGGUAAGAUGGAUUUCAUAAUGCUUAUCACUGGUUAUGGAAAGCUGGGAGACUUCAAUGGUGCUGAGAAGGUCUUAGCCUUGAUGAAUAAGAAUGGUUAUCCACCGAAUGUGGUGUCUCAGACUUCACUCAUGGAAGCAUAUGGAAAAGGAGGCAGAUAUAAUAAUGCUGAAGCGAUAUUUCGCAGGAUGCAGAAAUUUGGCCCUGAACCUUCGGCUGUAACUUAUCAGUUAAUACUUAAAACAUUUGUUCAGGGAGAUAAGUUUAAGGAAGCUGAAGAAGUGUUUGAGACUCUACUGGAUGACGAAAAGUCACCUUUGAAACCAGACCAAAAGAUGUUUAACAUGAUGAUUUAUAUGUAUAAGAAGGCUGGAAGUUAUGAUAAGGCUCGCAAGACAUUUGCACUGAUGGCUGAACGAGGAAUCGAACAAUCUACAGUUACAUAUAAUAGCUUGAUGUCAUUUGAAACAAAUUACAAGGAAGUUUCAAACAUAUAUGAUCAGAUGCAAAGAGCUGAUCUCAGACCGGACGUUGUGAGCUAUGCCUUACUCAUUAAUGCUUAUGGGAAGGCCAGGAGGGAGGAAGAAGCAUUAGCUGUAUUUGAAGAAAUGCUUGAUGCCGGUGUCAGACCAACUCGGAAGGCUUACAAUAUUUUACUUGAUGCAUUUUCUAUAUCGGGAAUGGUAGAGCAGGCUCGGACUGUGUUUAAAAGCAUGAGAAGGGAUAGAUUCAUGCCAGAUCUAUGCUCAUACACUACCAUGUUAUCAGCUUAUGUCAAUGCACCUGACAUGGAGGGUGCUGAGAAGUUUUUCAAAAGAUUGAUACAAGAUGGUUUAGAGCCUAAUGUGGUCACUUAUGGAGCCUUAAUUAAAGGAUAUGCUAAGGCAAACGAUCUUGAAAAGGUUGCGGAGAAGUAUGAGGAAAUGCUUGGGCGUGAUAUCAAGCCCAAUCAGACAAUUUUAACCACCAUCAUGGAUGCACAUGGAAAAAAUGGAGACUUUGGCAGUGCUGUUCAUUGGUUCAAGGAAAUGGAAUCAACUGGGUUUCCUCCUGAUCAGAAAGCCAAAAACGUCCUUCUAUCUUUGGCAACAACAGAUGAAGAAAAAGACGAGGCAAAUGAACUUGUGGGGCAACAUUUCAUUGAGAAUAACAAUUUACCUAAAGUUAAUGGUGCUGCUAGAUUUGAUGAUGAUGAUGAUGACGACGACGGCGGUGAUGAUGCAGAACAAAAUAAUGAUGAAGAUUUUGAUGUCCAGCUAGACAGUGCUUAUGAUGAAGAAUUUCAAGUCGUCUAAGAUAUAGACCUAAAACAAUUUUGUAUGCUUGCAAAUUUAGGUUCUUUGUAUUUUGUUGUACAACUAUAUUAUAUCAGCACGCAAUCAAAAUUAUUUAUUUUUGCCAUGAUAA